UGUAGUCAGUCGCUGUUGUGGCUGUGAAGCAGUACAGUCAGCCACUCUCUUCCGUUGAACCGUGAUUCAGCCUGAGGUUAAACAGGACUCCUUUAAACUACCCCACCGACCGAAAACAACUACUUCUGGCGUCCUCUGAACAAACUCCCGCUCGUUCGGACACCUUUAAUCCCGCAGGUGCUGAGGAAACUGCAAGAAAUACCAAAAGAAGGAGCGGUGGAAAGACUUGGCAGUGAAUGUCGACAGGAUGUCCAGUCAGUUGGCCGUUUCUUUGUGAAUGGAUUAGAGGCGAGUUGUAACCAUGCGCUGCCUGGCUGCUCGGGUCAACUACAAGACCCUCAUCGUUAUCUGCGCCCUCUUCACACUCAUCACCGUGUUGCUGUGGAACCGCUGCUCCAGUGACACCUCCCUGCGCUUCCUGCCCCGCGCCGCCUUUGUGGCUCCAAGUCCCAAGGUGGGGGAUGCAAGCAUCAGCAGCCAGCAGCACCCUCCGCAACCUCCGGAGCCCCCGCCCGUCGUCGGAGGUGUCGCGGGAAUCAAGUAUGAAGAAAUCGACUGCCUGAUCAAUGAUGAAUCUACAAUCAAAGGUCGGCGAGAGGGCGGAGAGAUUUACCUGCCCUUUAGCUGGAUGGAAAAAUACUUUGAGGUGUACGGCAAAGUGGUGCAGUACGAUGGCUACGACCGGUUCGAGUUCCAGCACAGCUAUUCAAAGGUCUACACGCAGCGGGAGCCCUACCACCCAGAUGGGGUUUUCAUGUCAUUUGAGGGAUACAAUGUGGAGGUCCGCGACCGUGUCAAGUGUAUAAGUGGAGUGGAAGGUGUGCCUCUGUCCACUCAAUGGGGCCCUCAGGGCUACUUCUACGCCAUCCAGAUCGCUCAGUACGGCUUGAGCCACUACAGCAAGAACCUGACGGAGCGCCCUCCCCACAUUGAGGUCUACGACACCGCAGAGGACAGAGAUAGCAGGGCCAGCACGGCACCCUGGAGUGUGCCGAAAGGUUGCGGUCUUAGCCGUGUCCACGACAAGACCCGGGCUACCUCCGUGCGCCAGUUCAGUGCUCCAGAGACCUCAGAGGGCGUCUCGCUCCAGCUGGGUAACUCCAAAGACUUCAUCCUCAGCUUGGACAUCAAGUUUGUCUCCAACGGCAGCGUGUCGGUGAUCCUGGAAACCACGGAGAAGGGCCCGCCGUUCACCAUCCACUAUGUGACCAACACGCAGCUCAUCGCCUUCAAAGACCAUGAAAUCACAUACGGUGUCGGGCCGCGGACCACCUGGAGCACUCUGACCCGAGAUCUGGUUACUGACCUCAGGAAGGGCGUCGGGUUGUCCAACACCAAGGCUGUGAAGGCCACGAAGAUCAUGCCCAGACGGGUGGUGCGAAUAGUCCUACAUGGGCGUGGCUUUGUUGACAACGUCACCAUCUCCACCACUGCACACAUGGCCGCCUUCUUUGCCGCCAGCGACUGGCUGAUGCGUAACCAGGACGAGCGAGGCGGCUGGCCCAUCAUGGUCACCCGUAAACUGGGCGAAGGCUUCCGGCCUCUGGAGCCUGGCUGGUACUCGGCCAUGGCUCAGGGCCAGGCCAUGUCCACGCUGGUGAGAGCGUACCUCCUUACCAAGGACCAGGCGUACCUCAACGCUGCCCUCAAGGCAAUCGGACCCUACAAGGUGCCUUCAGCGCAGCACGGGGUCAAAGCUGUGUUUAUGAACAAAUACGACUGGUAUGAAGAGUACCCCACCACGCCCAGCUCGUUUGUCCUCAACGGCUUCAUCUACUCCCUGCUGGGACUCUACGACUUGACUGAGACCGCGGGGGAGAAGCUCGGCAGGGAGGCGGGGCAGCUGUUCAGCCGCGGCAUGGAGUCGCUGAAGGCCAUGCUUCCGCUUUUUGACACGGGGUCCGGGAGCAUCUAUGACCUGCGUCACUUCAUGUUGGCCACAGCGCCUAACCUUGCGCGCUGGGACUAUCACACGACGCACAUUAACCAGCUGCAGCUGCUGGCGUCCAUAGACAACUCUCCCAUCUUCAAAGAUGUGGUAAAGCGCUGGAAAAACUACUUGAAAGGGAUUCGUGCCAAGCACAACUAGACAAACUGUAACCUACAUAUAGCAUACAGCGGAAAUGAUAACUGACAAGGUGAAUUUACUCUAAUGAUGACUGAAUGUGAGGUGGAUGCUCACAUUGUGUGUGUGUGUGUGUGUGCGUCCCAGUUUUGGUUGAGGUUCAUAAUCUAAAGGAUGAGUUUAUUCAGCUGCAGCUCUCAACACUGAAAGUUUCUCCUGUGCUCUGUUGCAGGUUUUAUAUUUUCUGCAACACUGACUGUAGCUCUCCUCUCCUGUUUUUUUCCUUGAGCUAGUGUUUGUAAUUAUGCACAGACCUAGUUUCAGAGUGAGUGUGUUCAGGAAGAACACGCCUGUGUGUGUCUGUGUGUGUGUGUGUGUGUGUGUGUGUGUGUGUGUGUGUGUGUGUGUGUGUGUGUGUGUGUGUGUGUGUGUGUGUGUGUGUGUGGGGUUUAAAGUAACAAUAUGACGUUUGAGAAAGAUGAAACUCCUUGAAUCAUAUUUCCGACAUUCUUUGAUGCAUCCACCACUUGUCUCUUCUCUAAUUGUAUUUUUUUUACCAUUUCAUCGUAGAUUUGCAAAGCUUUUUGAGACCAAGAAACACUAAAAAACAGAAUAUAUUAUUAAUGAUAUGGAGAAUGUCAAAAUAAUAUUCUUAUUAAUAUAACAUUAAACAUUUCUCCAUUGGAACCUUUUUUAAAAUAGUAUAACUCCUAAAAGGCUGAAAUUCAAAAUCAAGAAGUAUUUUUUUUAGGACCCCGUGUUUAAGCUGUCAGCUGAGAUAAAUUGAUUUGGCUGUCAUCCUUUUACAAAAAAGCGUCAAAUACUUUAUACCUCCAAACUGGCAAAUUGAAGUUCUUUUCUGAAGCCCCUAAAACAUAGAUAAAUAGUUCCAACUAAUUUUAGGGAAGGAUUAUGUUAAGUGAGGCAGUUUAACUUCUUAAGUAUAUUUUCCUUUUUAAAUAAAUAUUAAAUCAUGUAUUAGACGUCAGUCAAGCUGCUCUGAGGAUUAAACAUCUCAAACCACUAUAUUUGAAUUCAGAUGGUUAAACUGGCUCUUCCACCAUCAGGUUCCCACCCACAAUGCCACUGUGUUUAUCUGAGCUGCUGUGAACAAAUAUCUGCAUUCCUGCAUCUUAAGUUAUGUAACUGUUGUAUUGAGACUGCAGGUAGCACACUGUUUCUGUAAAGGUCCAGUCACACCAAAUUGACAUCAAAGAACUAGCAGUGACGAGGACGGACUGUUGCGUCGCCUAACGUAGCCUUUGUCUCGGGCAAGAAGUUGCCCUUGAAUACACCGCAAAGACUACAGCCAACAGCCAACUAGCACGUCGUUCUGCACGUGUGUUAGAGAAAAAAACUCCAUUCAACAUGAUGAAUUAGCUGUUAGUGCCAACAGUACAGGACAAACCACAAAAAGUGACGACCCGACACCAACAGCCGACCGCAAACUUGCUCUGUUAUAUUUCUUACAUUCUCUAAGAUAAACCCAUCGGGCCUACAACAAUCUUUAACAAUAUCCUAAUGAAUGAUUUAUCCUAAUAAAUCAUCCACGCUGAAACCACAGAGUCCAGAAACUGAUCUGCAAUCAUAGCUCGAUGAGGCACCGGAGCCAUCCUCAACACAACUCCUCCCCUAAAAACUUCAUUGCUACUAAUGUUAGAGCGCGUAGCGUCAGUGUCAUUUUGUUCACAUCCCGGUGAGUUCACUACGUCCUGCAGACUCUCUUAGCUGUUUCACUCCAAUAAAUACAUGAAUAAAGACCAAAAUAUUUAUCACUAACUUCCCUUUCAGUCUUUCAGCCUGAGUUAGUACCCGGCUGCUGGCUGUUUGUACUCACAGCUGUGGCUGUUCGCCUUGUGCUAACUUAAGCUGCUAUUAGCUGCUGAUUGAGGCUCGGGUGUGUGUGCUACUGUGUACUGGGUUAGCUUCUAACUGCAGUCUUUGGCUUCACGGCUACUUGUUCUUUGGCUCAGCUCUUUCAGCAGACACACCCCCAGUGUCAGUGGUUUUUUUUUUUUUUUUUUUUCAAUUUUUAAGCCUAAUUUUAUAUAGCAUCAAAACAAAAUUUCUGUGGUGACACAAACUCAUUACACACAUUUAGUUUUGCUUGACCUUGACUUUAACUUUCUGCAUAGGUGUGUUGCCCUAAAGUGGUGCGGUGUGCAGACUACAAAUAUGAGCCGUCUCAGAUAAUGUUAUCAAUAAUUUCUUCACAUCUUUGGAGGUACUUUUUAAAUAUUAUGUCAGGGUCGUGCAGAUGUAAAUGAUUCAAUCUUGGCUAACUGGCAUAUUAAAAUUUGUAUUAAUUUUCCUAAAAAAUAAGAAAUACAAACAGAAAAAUCAAGGGAAAGCUUCAUGCAGAUCCAAAUAAAGGCCUAGCUGUGAUAUUUUUAAGCUCCUUUCAACUUAGAAAUAUACAAAGGAUAGACCUUGAACUAACUCUUGUAUUUCCAUAAAAAUGUAACUCUAGCUUCAGAUGAAUCUCUUGACCCAUCAUUGUCGAACAUUAAAACCUUUAUAUCCCUUUUAUUUCCACUGGUUUGAACAUCAGCACCAUUAGCUGCAUGUUCAUUCAUUUUCAUGCCCCGCUUUUGACCUUCUGUGGAAACUCAUCCGAAAAGCUCUUCCUCUACAGCUCUUACUUCCAGACGAUAAUUGCAGGAAACAAGUGUAGGUGGAGGUAGAUGCAUGUGUUGUGUAUUCGGGUAAAAAGACAUGUGGGCAGCAGAGGCACAACUGCGUCUCGCGAACACGUCAGUUUAUAACAUUUAAAUAGACAAUGCUGGGAGUACUGAAGGUGGAGGUCAAUUCUUGACAAGCAUUAAGAGGCUGUCGGUCCCCACAGGCUCUCAUUGCUCCUCUCAGCUGCUGUGGGUGCAUGAACUCAGCGUUUUUAAUCCGUGAGCCGACCUGUUGACCGCUGUACGAGGAGAAAGAAAGCUCGCCGAGACACUAACAAUUCACCCGACUAAUAGGCUGGAGAGCCCGCACACACAGUACAGUCUCUAGUCGGGGAUGAGUCAGCACUCACAAACACAACAGAGUGGAGCCUUCAGCAUCAAUGAGGCUUUCAUCGAUCUACCUUUAAAGAUUAUUAAUGGAGGAGAAUCAGGCCGUUUGUUCUUCUGAAGGUGUUGGUGCUGAAUUUUCUUUGGUCAUUCUGAUGAAAACUUUGAGAUGAAAACAUUCUUCAUGUUUUCAAGAGGAGUAAAUCAAAGAAGCAUGUCAUUCAUUUCAAUGUAAUUUUGUAUAGCAAAUAAGUCUUGUUUCCCUUCAAACCCAGUAUUAAUUUCUCCAGGUAAACCUUCCUCUCCUCAGAUUCAUCUGUAACUCCUCUAGCUUCAAGCAUUCAUAACUAGGUGAGGAUGUUUGACAGAUUAUUAGGGCCACUGUAGGGAAGAAAAUAGUCUGAUAUUUCAAGAACAAAUUGGUAGCAUUUCAAGAAAAAAGUGUUUAGUCAAAGAAGUCUUUUGCAAGGAAAAGCAAGCACACAAUAUACAUGGUGCAAUUUAUACUGUACAUGGGCGGAGUAUGAGAGAAUCGGUCCCUGGGCACAGAUAUGCAAAAGGCCCCACUACCUCUCCUUCAUAGGAGCAAGACACACUUCUUUUUUUUGUUUUUGCAUCAUUUUGUGGUUUAUAGUCAUUUUGAGACUCAGUACAGUAAUUACACAGUACACAGUGACAGUGACAUUUUGCAGACCCUGACACUUUGGGUCCCUGGGACGGAC
Molecule: messenger RNA, 5795 nt
Organism: Plectropomus leopardus (leopard coralgrouper)
Lineage: Eukaryota; Metazoa; Chordata; Actinopteri; Perciformes; Serranidae
Gene: glceb
Product: glucuronic acid epimerase b
Biological process (GO): heparan sulfate proteoglycan biosynthetic process
Cellular component (GO): Golgi apparatus
Molecular function (GO): heparosan-N-sulfate-glucuronate 5-epimerase activity
Source: RefSeq, a predicted model, not a curated record